This is a messenger RNA of Panicum virgatum (switchgrass), 2353 nucleotides long. Its product is annotated as heat shock 70 kDa protein 4-like. NCBI's taxonomy places the organism in Eukaryota, Viridiplantae, Streptophyta, Magnoliopsida, Poales, Poaceae. Gene Ontology annotation, cellular component: cytoplasm. Gene Ontology annotation, molecular function: ATP binding; heat shock protein binding; misfolded protein binding. Gene Ontology annotation, biological process: cellular response to unfolded protein; protein refolding. The transcript is spliced from 2 exons. Bases 164 to 2113 code for a protein of 649 amino acids. The record is from RefSeq and is a predicted model, not a curated record.
GCCUUUGCCCGCCUUAUAAAAUCUCCCUCCCCCGCGUCCGUCUCUUCCCCUCUCGAAACCCUAGUCCCGCACCACCCCCCGCCGCCGCCGCAGCGUCCCCGUCUCGCCCCCCACCUCCGGCCCUCGCGAAGCGCCUCCUCGACCGCCGGGAGUGAGAGAAGAGAUGGCGGGCAAGGGCGACGGGCCGGCGAUCGGCAUCGACCUCGGCACCACCUACUCGUGCGUCGGCGUGUGGCAGCACGACCGCGUCGAGAUCAUCGCCAACGACCAGGGGAACCGCACCACCCCCUCGUACGUCGCCUUCACCGACUCCGAGCGCCUCAUCGGAGAUGCCGCCAAGAACCAGGUCGCCAUGAACCCCAUCAACACCGUCUUUGAUGCCAAGCGUCUCAUCGGCAGAAGGUUCACUGAUGCUUCUGUCCAGAGUGAUAUCAAGCUCUGGCCCUUCAAGGUCAUUUCUGGACCUGGUGAGAAGCCCAUGAUUGUUGUCCAGCACAAGGGUGAGGAUAAGCAGUUUGCUGCUGAGGAGAUCUCCUCCAUGGUUCUGAUCAAGAUGCGUGAGAUUGCUGAAGCUUACCUUGGCAGUACUAUCAAGAACGCUGUUGUCACAGUUCCUGCCUAUUUCAACGACUCACAGAGGCAGGCCACCAAGGAUGCUGGGGUGAUUGCUGGCCUCAACGUGCUGCGUAUCAUCAAUGAGCCGACUGCUGCUGCUAUUGCCUAUGGUCUUGACAAGAAGGCCACCAGUGUGGGCGAGAAGAAUGUCCUCAUCUUUGACCUUGGUGGUGGUACCUUUGAUGUGUCCCUCCUCACGAUUGAGGAAGGUAUCUUUGAGGUUAAGGCCACUGCUGGUGAUACUCAUCUUGGUGGUGAGGACUUCGACAACAGGAUGGUCAACCACUUCGUCCAGGAGUUCAAGAGGAAGAACAAGAAGGACAUCACUGGCAACCCUAGGGCUCUCAGGAGGUUGAGGACAGCUUGUGAGAGGGCGAAGAGGACUCUGUCUUCCACUGCCCAGACCACCAUUGAGAUCGACUCCCUGUAUGAGGGCAUCGACUUCUACUCCACCAUCACCCGUGCUAGAUUUGAGGAGCUCAACAUGGACCUGUUCAGGAAGUGUAUGGAGCCUGUUGAGAAGUGCCUGAGGGAUGCCAAGAUGGACAAGAGCAGUGUGCACGAUGUUGUCCUUGUUGGUGGUUCUACUAGGAUUCCCAGAGUGCAGCAGCUGCUCCAGGACUUCUUCAACGGCAAGGAGCUGUGCAAGAACAUCAACCCUGAUGAGGCCGUUGCCUAUGGUGCUGCUGUCCAGGCCGCCAUCCUAAGUGGCGAGGGCAACGAGAAGGUGCAGGACCUGCUUCUGUUGGACGUCACCCCUCUGUCCCUUGGUCUGGAGACUGCCGGAGGAGUGAUGACUGUGCUGAUCCCGAGGAACACCACCAUCCCCACCAAAAAGGAGCAGGUGUUCUCCACCUACUCGGACAACCAGCCUGGUGUCCUGAUCCAGGUGUACGAGGGUGAGAGGACCAGGACCCGCGACAACAACCUCCUGGGCAAGUUCGAGCUCUCCGGCAUCCCCCCUGCUCCCCGUGGCGUCCCCCAGAUCACGGUCUGCUUCGACAUCGACGCCAACGGCAUCCUGAACGUCUCCGCCGAGGACAAGACCACCGGCCAGAAGAACAAGAUCACGAUCACCAACGACAAGGGCAGGCUGUCCAAGGAGGAGAUCGAGAAGAUGGUGCAGGACGCGGAGAAGUACAAGUCGGAGGACGAGGAGCACAAGAAGAAGGUGGAGGCCAAGAACUCGCUGGAGAACUACGCGUACAACAUGCGCAACACGAUCCGCGACGAGAAGAUCGCCUCGAAGCUGGCGGCCGACGACAAGAAGAAGAUCGAGGACGCGAUCGACGCGGCCAUCAGCUGGCUGGACGCCAACCAGCUGGCGGAGGCGGACGAGUUCGAGGACAAGAUGAAGGAGCUGGAGAGCCUGUGCAACCCCAUCAUCGCCAAGAUGUACCAGGGCGCGGGAGCGGACAUGGGCGGCGCCGCCGGCAUGGACGAGGACGCGCCCGCGGGCAGCGGCGGCCCGGGCCCCAAGAUCGAGGAGGUGGACUAAGCGGCUCGCCGUCGCGUCGUGGUCUUAUGCGGUGGCAGGCCCCACUAUCUCACGCUGCUGCCGCGAGUUAUCGUUUUCUGCUGUAUCGAACUUAAUUAUGGUUGGUCGGUUGGUACUGUGGUGGUAAUUUUUGGACCUCGUGAUGGUCGGUCGGUCAGUAUCGUCUGUCGGUGAACAAUGUUGCUUGAUUGGUUGAUCAAGCGUUAAGUAAUACGGUGUUAUUCGGUAUCUAUUUUGUCC